This is a messenger RNA of Erythranthe guttata (spotted monkey flower), 2196 nucleotides long. Lineage: Eukaryota; Viridiplantae; Streptophyta; Magnoliopsida; Lamiales; Phrymaceae. The record is from RefSeq and is a predicted model, not a curated record.
AUGCCAAGUCCUGUUAUCCCACGUUCGAAAUCAGCCCCCGAUAUCAACAGCCCCGAUUCGCCCUCGAACGAACCCGCUUCAACCAAGUCCGUCCGAUCAUCUCGCUCGACAGGGUCACCCGUAACUACCACACCAUGGCCCACAAAAUUAGCCGAAUACAUCAAAUCGAAACCCAAGAACUCGGACCUAACCGAAGAGAGGCUCCACGAGUUCAACAGAAGAUACGCAAACAAUACAAGCAGCAGCCCUUACUACAAGGGCUUAACCGACUUUUCGCUCGUGAUCAACCGAGAGAAGCUUUCCGGAUCGAGCCCCGGGAGAGAGAGCCACGCUGCGACGAGCUUCGUCAGUUCUGGUUCGAGGACGAGCUUCGUUGUCAAGGUGCAAGAAUGGGGUUCCUCUUGCUUUACAUCGAAAAGGAACGAGAGAACAAGUUUGUCGUCUUCGGCUUCUUCUUCUUCUUGGACAAAAAGCUCCUCCUCGACGAAACAAUCUCACGACACGAGGUUCAUGACUUCAUCUUCCUCGUCAGCAUCAUCGAAAGUCACGGAAACUAACAUAAAGACUAUGAGAAACGACUCUCAAUCUGAGAAGAAGAAAGUUACUUUUCCCAAUACCACGCCAACUACGGAGAAGCCGUUAAGGGAGAGAGAUACCGAACCGCAGCCAUCUAUGCUGCCGCUACCACCGCCAACCGUGUCACCACCGGAGUUAUUACCAUAUCCACUACCACUGAUCUCACCGCCGCAGCCGCCGGCUGUGCAAGCACCACCACCACCACUAGCUUGGACACCAGGUGCCGGAGGAGGAAACGAAAGAGAGUACGUCUGGGCAGAUACGUAUCGGCCUUAUUGGCUGCAAGAAUUUCUGUGCAAUAGGAAUAAAGCUCUUUGGCUAAAGAGCAUUGUAAGAAACUGGCACGACAAAGCCGAGCAAUGCGGUCACUUCAUAUUCGAAGGGAAUCCCGGGGUCGGAAAGAGAACCAUGAUCUGGGCUUUGCUUCGAGAAGCUUUCGGAGAAGACAAAGUACAGGCAAGAGAAGAAUGCAAGAAAUUUUACUUGAAGGGAGAAGCAGUGGGUAGCAUCUUCGUGAAUUUAUUGGUUUCGCCGCAACACGUCGAAGUCAACCUUUCUGAACUUAAAGGUUACGAGAAGCAUAUCAUCGUCGAACUUAUUAAAGAGAAAAAUAAUAUCCCGUCUGAUACAACGACUUUGAACUGCAAUGGCGAUAACUGUAAAGCCAUUAUUCUACACGAGGCGGAAAAACUGUCCACCGAUGCACUGUCGUAUAUCAAGUGGAUGCUAGAGAGGUUUAAAGGAUGCAACAAGGUAUUCUUUUGCUGUAGUGAUGCCAAAAAGCUUCAGCCGAUAGUGCCACUCUGCACGUAUGUUCAACUCCUUGAACCUUCGGUUGAAGAGAUUCUCGAAGUUUUGGCAUUCAUAGCAAAGAGAGAAGGGAUACAGUUACCUCAACCGUUGGCGUAUAAAAUCGCGAUCAACUCCAAGAACAACUUGAGACAGGCUAUACGCUCGUUCGAAGCCACGUGGCACUUCAGUGGCUGCAGUGACUCUCUUAAGGAAGACCAAGAUAUCAAAAUGGGUUGGGAAGAUAGAAUAGCCAAUAUUGCUAAAAAUGUUCUAAAAGAGCAAAGCCCAAAGCAGCUGUAUAAUAUCCGUGGAGAACUUCAAAACCUUAUAGAGCACAAUGUAGCUCCUGAGUUCAUAUUCCAAAGUCUCAAGGAUGAACUGAAAAACAUUCUGCCUGAGGAGUUAAAACAACAAUUUGACCACCUUUACGACGAAUAUCAAAUAUGCGUAUUGCUCGGAGUUUCCAUACGGUUGCUUUACCAGGUGCAACACUCUCGUGACAAAAAUGCAUCGUUAGAGAAGGCGAAAGUUUUCUCAAAUAUUGAAGAUGAAGGAGAUCGUAUCAAGUUAGGGAGAAAGGAUCUCCAGCCGAUAAGCGAGCAAAAAGGUAUUUUUGAUGAGAAGGAGAAAAAGGAUGAUCAUCAAAUGAAGGAGAAAUCACAUUUCGAUAAUGAAAAUAAGCCGGAGAAUGAUAGUAAGGAGAAUAGUGAGGAUAAUACGGAGGGCGAAGAGAAGGAAAUAAUGGUGACAACGGGCAACGAUGAGGAUGGAGAAACAAGUAAAGAGAAUGAGAAUAUUGAGCAUGAUGGGAAAGAAGAGAAUGGAUAG